AUGAAAGUUGCGACUCUGCUCAAUAUCCUCGUACUGGUCGGCUUGAACCAGGCAAAGCCAAUACAGAGUCGCAGCAUCCAAUGGAGUCCUUGUGCAGACUUGCCCCAGGAGAUCCCGUGCGACACGUGUGAAUGUAGCACACUUCCGGUGCCGCUGGACUAUACCAACUCCUCGUCAACGACCAUUGAUCUCCCAAUUCUCCGCAUCCCCGCGACAGAGCAACCAUCCAAAGGCAGUGUUCUGUUCAACUUCGGAGGACCUGGCGCCGAGGCCCGGCAAAUACUUGCUAGCAGUGAGAAGAAACUCAUGGCGGCAACUGGGAACGUUUACGAUCUCGUUGCCUUUGAUCCACGAGGUACAGGUAUCAACAACCCCAUGAACUGUACUGGCGGUGACCCUCUCGAGCUGCUUGCUAUCGCGAAAGGAUUCACGCUUAAUCCAGACACUGCGCCGUCGCAAAACUGGGCUCAGAGCAAGGUGCUGGCAGAUCGUUGCCUUCGCAAUCAAAGCGACAUUGGGGAGUUCAUAGGUACUGCGUUUGUGGCCAGAGAUCUUAUGAGCGUCGUGGAUGAACUGGAUGACGACGGGAUGCUCCGAUUCUGGGGGUUCUCGUAUGGGACGGUUUUGGGCGCCACUGUGGCCGCCAUGUUCCCCAGUCGGAUAGAUCGCAUCGUUCUUGACGCGGUCACUAACUUGCACGAGUACUACAAUGAUUGGGCGGAUUACGAGGAGUGGCUACAGACCGAUGAGGUGUUCUCCGGCAUUUGGUCAACCUGCAUCGAUGCGGGCCCGGAUCGCUGUCCGCUCGCGGCCGUCUACAAUGAUAGCGCCACAUUGGAAGCCGCCGUCUAUGACCUUAUCGAUUCCACCCUCGAAGCUCCCAUUAUCAUCACAAGCUCGAACGCCACUGUUGCGCUAGACUAUCACAAUCUGAAGCAGAUGUACUCCAGUUCAAUCUAUGGCCCUGCUUCGUGGCCUGCGACUGCAACCAUCACGGCGCUCCUGCUCGCCAAUGAGACCGAGAGCGACGAGCUGUACACCCUCCUCGCGGCCAUCGGUCUCGAUUGUAUCAGCCCUCUCAAUCCCAUCAUCGCUUGGGCAACGACCAUUGCCACAAUAGGCAUCAGGGGUAGCGACCGCGUGCUCCGUGCAGAGUCCCUCUCACAGAUGGAGCCCAUCCUCGCGCGCCUGCGCCAACAGAGCCGCAUCUUGGGAGAUAUCUCAGACUUCCUCAUCCUGGGUGGUGCCAGCUGGAGAUUCGAAGCUAAAGAGCGCUACACAGGCCCGUGGGAGAACAUCACGACCCAGCAUCCCAUGUUGCUGCUCGGCAAUACGUGGGAUGGCUACACGCCGAUUAGGAGCGCGUACAACACCAGCGCUUCAUUCGUGGACAGUGUGGUGCUGGAGGUGGAGGCGUAUGGCCAUGGGACUCUGGGGGUGGCAUCGGAGUGUUUGAUGCAGAAGACGCAGGCGUAUUGGGUGAACGGGACGCUGCCCGAGCCAGGGGAGAAAUGUGGGAUAGACGUGAAGCCGUAUGACCCGGUUGAUGAAUGA
This is a messenger RNA of Cyphellophora europaea CBS 101466, 1554 nucleotides long. RefSeq lists its product as uncharacterized. The record is from RefSeq and is a predicted model, not a curated record. Lineage: Eukaryota; Fungi; Ascomycota; Eurotiomycetes; Chaetothyriales; Cyphellophoraceae. The transcript has 4 exons. Bases 1 to 1554 code for a protein of 517 amino acids.